AUGAUACUUCUGCCUCGCAGCCUGGCUCUUCCACGUCUGCUUCGUGACAAGGCUCGCACCGCAGCGUUCCAUCGAUCCUUGGCUUCAGCAGCAUCCCCCUUCGCCCGCAGCAUCGCUCCAACGCCAGGUCGUCACACUUUCGCUCGUUUCCAGUCCUCGACAUCCCGUAUACAGGCCACCACCUCGGCUGUAGACAACGUUCCCUCCGUCAUGCCUACUACUCGUGCCGCUCCGAGCGAGCCCUUCCCGCUUGGUGGUCUCUUGCCCAAAGACACCACAGACGCGCUCAGCUUCCUUCGCAAGUAUCCCGAAUACGAUGGCCGUAAUGUGCGAGUGGCGAUCCUUGACACUGGCGUAGACCCUGCUGCCAUCGGUCUCAAUCAGCCAGGAAAGGUCGUCGACGUCAUCGACUGCACAGGCGCAGGUGACGUUCCCCUCCAACCCAUCGAACCCGUAAAUGGCACCAGCGCCAGCAGCUCGGGACACAUCGAAUUCACAUCGCCUUUCACCGGCAGGACCAUUCGUGUCUCCUCCAAGGUGUCCAAUCCCAAGGGCGAGUGGAAGAUUGGUUUCAAGAAGGCGUACGACCUCUGGCCAGGCGAGCUCAAAUCCCGUCGCUCUGCAGAAAGGCAGAAGGCUUUCCUUGUCUCCCACCAAGCCCUUCUCUGCCAGGCUCAGAGCGAGCUCAACGCCCUUGACCUCCCCUCUGCCUCCAAGUCGUCCGAAGAUGCCAGCUCAGGCUCCGACAAGAGCGCUCCCACCGACAACGCAAAGAUUUACAAGGAUGAGAUCAAGGCCCGCGUUCAAGCGCUCAAGGAUCUCGCCGCUUCCUACAAGGACGAUGGCCCCCUCAUCGAAGCCAUCGUCUUCCACAAUGGCAAACAUUGGUACGCUAUUAUUGGCGGAGGCGAGGGUGAAACCCACGAUCCUGCCACCGGCCAGCCACAGGACAUUCUCAAGCCCCUCGAGCUUCAGACUUUGGACCUCACUGACGUCGAGCCCAUCACCGACUUCCGCAUCGAGCGCAAGUGGCAGAGCUUUGGCCAACAGGAUCUCCUCACCUAUACAGUCAACAUCCAAGACAACGGCAACCUCCUCAGCCUCGUCACCGUGGCAGGAAGUCACGGUACCCACGUCGCUGGCAUCGUCGGCGCUCGCCAUGAUGAGCAGCCCGAGCUCAACGGUGUCGCUCCCGGAUGCGAGAUUGUCAGCAUGAAAAUUGGCGAUUCCCGCCUCGGAAGCAUGGAACAAGGUCAGGCUAUGCUUCGUUCGGCGCAGGCGCUCAUUGACACCAAGUGCGACAUUGCCAAUCUCAGCUACGGCGAGGACGGCGCUUUCGGUGCCGAAGACAAGGGCGCGUUUGCCAAGGCUCUCCGCGAUAUCGUCGUCCGUCAACGCGAUGUUCUCUUUGUCAGCAGUGCCGGCAACAAUGGUCCCGCGCUCACCACGGUAGGUCAACCAGGUGGUACCACCUCAUCGGUGCUUAGCGUCGGUGCCUACGUAAACGCAGGUGCUAUGCAGAAGGCCGAGUACGCCCUCGUCGAGAAGGGUGUUCCCGACAGUGUCACCACCUGGUGCAGCCGUGGUCCCACCUCGGACGGUGACCGUGGUGUCUCGAUCUACGCCCCCGGUGCUGCCAUCACUUCCAUUCCUCGCUACUGCCUCCAAUCGACCCAGCUUAUGAACGGAACCUCGAUGAGCUCGCCCAAUGCCUGCGGUUCCAUCGCCCUCCUCCUCUCCGGUCUUAAGGCUCAGAAGAUUCCCAUCACGCCUGCUCGCGUCUUCAACGCUGUCCGCGCCACGGGCAAGGACGUCAAGGAUCCGCUCGGCGUACCCUUCAUCAGCGUAGACUCUGCCUGGGACUAUCUUGUGCAGAACAAGGAUCGUGUCGAGCAGGAUGCAGAGUACCGCGUAAGUGUCACCCGCGCUGGCAAGGCGCUGGGUCGCAUGGACAAGCGAGGCAUCUACCUCCGCGAGAAGGACGAGACGCAUAGCGUUCAGCAGACCAACGUCACCGUGCGACCCACCUUCAAGCAGGGCGAGACCGAAAAGGCGUUCAACCUCGAGCUCAGAUGCGCGCUUGCUGCCACCAAGCCUUGGGUUUCGGUGCCCGAAUUCCUCCUCCUGGGCGGCAACGGUCGCACAUUCGAAGUCAGGGUCGACCCCACCGACCUGGCUCCUGGUCUCCACCAUGCAUGGAUCGAGGCGUACGACACCGAGAAACCUGGACACAAGCUCUUUGACGUUCCUGUGACGGUCGCCAAGCCCGAGGUGUUCCCUUCGCCUACGGUCAAGUUCGACACGAUCCGCUUCGAGGCUGGCAAGAUCGAACGACGCUUCAUUUCUGUGCCCGAGGGUGCCACGUGGGCUUCGCUCACUGUGCGCAGUUCCAAUCACUCGUCCGCCGGCACCAGCGCCCGCUUCUGGCUGCACUGUGUCCAGCUCGAGCCUCUUCAACGUCUCAGCGAGGUCGAAAAGGCCUUCGUCCUCGCCUUGCAGGAGAACGAGCCUGUGACCAAGAAGUUCAACGUGCGCGGUGGCAUGACCAUGGAAGUCUGCUCUGCGCAAUUCUGGUCCAACAAGUCGGCCUUUGAUCUCGACCUCGACAUCGAGUUCCACGGCAUCACGGCUUCGCUUGUCCCUGCCAGCGGACGCCAGGAGCUGACGCUCAUCGGUGGUCAGGGUCACGCAAAGAUCGAGUGCCAAUCCACCGUACGCAUCGAAGACUUCAAGCCCAGCAUCACCUUUGACACUCGUCGAACGUUCCACCGUCCAUCAUCGUCCACCAUCCGACCGCUCUCGACACCGCGAGACCUCCAACCCAGCGGCAACCACAUGUUCGAGCUCGUGACCACGUACAACAUCUCGGCGAAGGAGGAGUCGAACAAGCUCAGCUACUCGUUCCCUGCGCUGGGCAACCACCUGUACGACUCGAGCGUGCCGCUGUUGACGCAGCUGUUUGAUCUGCGCAAGAAGCGCGUCCACUUUGGCGAUGUGUACAAGAAGGAGAUCGAGCUGCCCAAGGGCGACUACGUGCUCAAGGCCCAGCUGCUCAACGAGAGCAUGAAGGUGCUCGAGUCGCUCAAGAAUGUGACGCUGAUGGUGGAUCAGAAGCUGUCUAAACCGGAUUCGGCGGCGUUGAAGCUGUACGACGACCAUGUGGAUUUGCACUCGGAGGCUGCGCCGGCGAAGUAUGCCGGAGUGAAGCUGCAUCCGGGCGAGAGGAUCGUGUUGACGCUGGAUCUGAAUUUGGAGGGCGAUGCGGUGCCGAAGGAGGCGUCGCCGGGUGAUGUUUUGGUGGGAACGUUCGGAUUCGCUGCGGAGGGCAAAGGUCAGAUUCGAUACAUUGUUCCUCCUGCGGUCAAGAACGCUGAUGAAGGAUCGGACGAUGGCGCUGCUCAGGGGAAGAACGAGAACGAAAUCCCGGAGCUGCUGACCGCCACAGCCAAGAAGAUCAAGGAUCCGAAGGAGAAGCUCGACUUUAUGGACAAGCUGAUCUCUGACUAUCCCAAGUUCCUCGGUGCGCCGGUGGCCAAACUGGAAGCCCUCGAUGCCGACGACAAGGAUGCAGACAAGCAAAAGCAAGUCGUGACCACCGCCGACCAGAUCCUCUCGCACAUUGACGAGACCGAGCUGAAACUUUGGCUGGCCACUCAAAAGCCCUCCGCUUCCGAGCAGACGGACGAAGAGAAGAAACACAACAAGCAGAUGGAGGAGAAGAAGAAGGCGUUCAUCCUCGCGCUCAACCGCAAGACUCGGGUGUACAUGACCCAAGCCGAGAGCUCCGGUUCGUCGACCAAGGAGCUCGAGUCGAGCUGGAAGGUGUACCGCUCGUACUUCCCGGCGGACAGCAAGGCGAAGGAGUACGGGACGCUGUUUGUCCGAUGGUCGAUCCUGCACAAGCGGUUUGCGUUGGCGCUGCAGAGCGUGCAGAAGCUCAAGAAGGAGUUGGGGGCAGGGACGGGAGAGACGUUGGCAGAGGUGGAGAAGCUGAAGCAGCUCGAGUUGAAGUUGGUCGGAAAGGAUGGGUUGGACUGGGCUCUGUGGGCGAGUCAUUUGGAGAGGUUGGAGCGGGUUGCGGCUCCCAAGGCUUACGCUCCUUUCUAA
Pseudozyma hubeiensis SY62 is the source of this 4107-nucleotide messenger RNA. RefSeq names its product minor extracellular protease. Bases 1 to 4107 code for a protein of 1368 amino acids. Gene Ontology annotation, cellular component: cytosol. The transcript has a single exon. Gene Ontology annotation, biological process: proteolysis. Gene Ontology annotation, molecular function: serine-type endopeptidase activity; tripeptidyl-peptidase activity. NCBI's taxonomy places the organism in Eukaryota, Fungi, Basidiomycota, Ustilaginomycetes, Ustilaginales, Ustilaginaceae. The record is from RefSeq and is a predicted model, not a curated record.